This is a messenger RNA of Paramacrobiotus metropolitanus, 995 nucleotides long. RefSeq names its product 3-oxoadipate enol-lactonase 2-like. The coding region runs from base 90 to 845 and encodes 251 amino acids. The record is from RefSeq and is a predicted model, not a curated record. NCBI's taxonomy places the organism in Eukaryota, Metazoa, Tardigrada, Eutardigrada, Parachela, Macrobiotidae. The transcript has 2 exons. Gene Ontology annotation, molecular function: catalytic activity.
CAGAAAAUUCCAUUUGUUAUUAGGUAUGUACGUAAAUAUUGUAGAACAAGAUUUUUAAUACAUAAUUGAAUCGAACUUCAACUUUCAAAAUGUCUCGAGCUUUGAAAUACACAAAACCUCUCGUUUUUCUGCAUGGUUUUCCUCUUGAUAAGCGGAUGUGGCGCCAGCAGAUCGAAAAAUUAUCGCCCCACGUUCGUGCACUUGCAAUAAACCUGGGACGAUUCGGUACAAAGACACCUCCCGGGGAAACGAAAACUUCGAUCAAGGCCAUGGCUGAUGAGGUAGCUUGUUUUCUGGAUGAAGGAAACAUUACUGAUCCAGUAGCCUUAUGCGGCUUGUCGAUGGGAGGAUAUGUGGCCCUCCGAUUCGCGCAUGAUUACCCUUCUCGUUUGGAUAAAUUGAUUUUAGCCAAUACGCGCUCCUUGCCCGAUAACGAAGCCGCUCGCGCCAAAAGAAAUGAUUUGCGAAAGCGAUUGGCAGAAGGGGAGCGGCAGCAGGUACUAAAAGAAUUGAUGAAGCCGAUGCUUGUUUCCGGCAGUCCUGCCGCGAAAGAAAUGCAACAUAUUGCUGAUGAGCAGUCAACGGAAAUCAUCCGAUCCGCCCUCGAAGCUUUGCGUGAUCGCGAAGACGCUACCCCCUGGCUUUCUGAGAUAAAAGUGCCUACAUUGGUUAUUUCGGGAGCGAAAGAUACGGUUAUUCCAUCGUCGGAGGGUGCGGAGAUGGCGAAAAAGAUCCCUUCUGGUCAGUUUGCGGAAUUGCCUGACGCUGCGCACCUGUCGAAUGUCGACCGCCCUGAGGCGUUCAACAAGCUGAUACUGGAUUUUCUAACUACUCGGGGCGGAUAACUCUUCUGUGAGGAGAUUCAUUUGGAGUUCGUUGUAUUCCACGGGCGCAUAUUCCGCACGAUCUACACAAAAACACAGAGUGCUGUUUCUCGGAACGGAUCUUUACUCAUUAUACGCUCUAAGGCCCCUUCUCGCGCACCUCACGAAUUC